UGAGUCGGCCGCAUCCAGGGACGCGCGACCGAGCUGGGGCGAGGUGGCAGGACGAACCCCAGAGAGGAGGGGACCCCAGACCAGGGGACCCCAGACCCAGAGCGACCUCCUGAACUGAGCCAAGACUGCAAUCAGAGCCGUGGAAGCAGCGCCCCGACCCCGCCGUGCGCGCGCGCCAGGAUGCUGGCGUCCCAGACACCCUCUCCAGACAGACGAGGCUGUUUUCAACAUCCCUGCUGGAGUGUGGCCUGCACACGUUCCUGAAGCCGCACUGUAAUCCUGGUGGUCCUCUGAAAUGAAUGUUCCCUGGGCGCCCUCUUGUGGGUUGUGGAGGUAACCAUCUGUCAUUGCCAAGCCAUGACAACCAUGCUUCCGCCACACCCACAGCCCGCCUUGGGAAAUGAGACUCUGUUGGCACAUUACAACUAUGUGGGGAAGCUGGAGGGUAGACUGCGGGACCCCCCUGAAGACAGCACACUCACCACCAUACUCUUCUUGGUUGUCUGCAGCUUUAUUGUCUUGGAGAAUCUGAUGGUUUUGAUCGCCAUCUGGAAAAACAAUAAAUUUCACAAUCGCAUGUACUUUUUCAUUGGUAACCUGGCUCUCUGUGACCUGCUGGCUGGCAUAGCUUACAAGGUCAACAUUCUGAUGUCGGGCAAGAAGACAUUUAGCCUGUCUCUGACGGUCUGGUUCCUCAGGGAGGGCAGUAUGUUUGUGGCCCUUGGGGCCUCCACCUGCAGCUUACUGGCCAUCGCCAUUGAGCGGCAUUUAACCAUGAUCAAGAUGCGGCCCUACGAUGCCAACAAGAAACACCGAGUCUUCCUCCUGAUUGGGAUGUGCUGGCUCAUUGCCUUCUCCCUGGGUGCCUUGCCAAUUUUGGGCUGGAACUGUCUGCAGAACUUUUCUGACUGCUCAACCAUCUUGCCCCUCUAUUCCAAGAAGUACAUCGCCUUCUGCAUCAGCAUCUUCAUAGCCAUCCUGGUGACCAUCGUCUUCUUGUAUGCCCGCAUCUAUUUCCUGGUCAAGUCUAGCAGCCGCAAGGUGACCAAUCACAGCAACUCAGAGCGCUCCAUGGCCCUACUGCGAACUGUGGUGAUCGUGGUGAGUGUGUUCAUCGCCUGCUGGUCCCCCCUCUUCAUCCUCUUCCUCAUUGAUGUGGCCUGCAGGGUAAAGGAGUGCCCCAUCCUAUUCAAGGAUCAGUGGUUCAUCAUGCUGGCUGUCCUCAACUCUGCCAUGAACCCUAUCAUCUACACAUUGGCAAGCAAGGAGAUGAGGCGUGCCUUCUUCCGGCUCAUCUGCAGCUGCCUGGUCAGGAGCAAGGGGGCCCGGGCCUCACCCAUGCAACCCGCUCUUGACCCAAGCAGAAGCAAAUCAAGCACUAGCAACAACAGCAAUCAUUCACCAAAGAUCAAGGAAGAGCUACCCCACACAGCCACCUCUUUCUGCAUCACUGACAGAAACCGAACACUUCAGAAUGGGAUCCUCUGCAAAUGAGUGUCUCCAUACGACCAGCUAUGCAGCCAUGCUCUUAUUUAUUGCAUGUGUCCCUUCCAUGCGGGCCCUUAAAAAGCUUGACUUGGGAAAGCUGUUGCCCAAGAGCCUGCCCAGUGUGGAAAUCUCCCAAGAAGGGGGCCCCAAGAACUACCAACCCAUUUCAAUGUAGAUGAUAUGCCCUGGCUGCUUCAGGCCCCAGAAUCUUCCGCAUGUACUAAGCUGCUGACACCAUCCAUUGCCUUCCAUGGAGUCCUGGACACCACCUGCUCUUGUCCCCAGGGAGGGAAGAUCAUACUGCACAGUGCACAGGGUGUUCAUUCCUCUGUAGGCCUCUGGAUGAUGUUCUGAUAACUUCACACUACAUUUAUUAUGCAUAAAGAAUAGGUGCUCAUAUAUUUGUCCAUUUUGGUUGCAGCUGAGCUGUGUUCCGGGCCUUUGCAGAUAGAGCCCACAGAAAGUCUCAGUACUGGACACAGCUGUACAAGUGAUUCUACAGACAUGCUCUGACUGCAGCCCCGGGGUCAAGGACAGGGUGUGAUCAGGCGGACACACCACUGCACGUCUCCACAGGCUGAUAUAAAGUCUUGGAAUAAGCACGUUUUUAAAGGCCCAGAGUCCAUAGAAAGGCUUUUCUGAGUCCAGCCCAGAUGUAUGAGUCUAACCAAACUCAAUCUGGAUUCCUUCUUUUGUGUAUUCCCUGCUUGUGAUUGUUUUGGGGCUGUCUGCAAAACACAGAAAAGCCAGCCAGGAUCUUUCAGGACUCUGGGAGACCACCAAAGAAAAAAGUAC
Dipodomys ordii (Ord's kangaroo rat) is the source of this 2283-nucleotide messenger RNA. It is a transcript of the gene S1pr3, whose product is annotated as sphingosine-1-phosphate receptor 3. Gene Ontology annotation, biological process: G protein-coupled receptor signaling pathway. Gene Ontology annotation, cellular component: membrane. Gene Ontology annotation, molecular function: sphingosine-1-phosphate receptor activity. Bases 358 to 1494 code for a protein of 378 amino acids. The transcript is spliced from 2 exons. NCBI's taxonomy places the organism in Eukaryota, Metazoa, Chordata, Mammalia, Rodentia, Heteromyidae. The record is from RefSeq and is a predicted model, not a curated record.